Messenger RNA from Metarhizium brunneum ARSEF 3297, 537 nucleotides. RefSeq lists its product as uncharacterized. The record is from RefSeq and is a predicted model, not a curated record. Gene Ontology annotation, molecular function: protein binding. Lineage: Eukaryota; Fungi; Ascomycota; Sordariomycetes; Hypocreales; Clavicipitaceae.
AUGUCGCGACCGCAGGUCUUGUCCGGGACGCCCGUGAUUUCCUGCCCUCUUGUGCGCCUACCGACAGAAGUCCUGCUUCGCAUCUUUCAAGAGGCGGAUCCAAUCGACGCAGUCUGCCUCGCCCUCGCGAGCAAACGCCUUGUCCAGGUGUCGGCCAUGUUGAAGAUUCGGGUGCCCUCGGUGGCCAAGCAUAGAUAUACUCUACCAUCCUCCUGCGACGAGAUCUACCAACUUAUCCGGCGCUUCCAGCCCCAGGUCGACCGAUACAAGUGGGCAGGUGGCGAGCGCAAGUUUGGGCUGUGCACCGACUGCUUGCAGUACCGCCUGCGGGCGAGCAAACACUGGAAGCCUCUUGCGGGCAAGUAUCACCGCACCAGGGGAGUCUCUGCCAAAGGCUGGGCUGCCGCCGUGGAAAGAUGGCGCCGUGAUCUGCGGACUCAGUGUCCCGAGUGUUACUGCAAGGACCAUUAUGCGGAGCGGCCGGAACGGGAGAAACAUGCCAUGCACCUGCGGAGCCGCUCGACAGUAUCUGGGUGA